Messenger RNA from Sorex fumeus (smoky shrew), 1812 nucleotides. RefSeq names its product transmembrane protease serine 9-like. Lineage: Eukaryota; Metazoa; Chordata; Mammalia; Eulipotyphla; Soricidae. Gene Ontology annotation, molecular function: serine-type endopeptidase activity. The coding region runs from base 22 to 1728 and encodes 568 amino acids. The transcript has 12 exons. The record is from RefSeq and is a predicted model, not a curated record. Gene Ontology annotation, biological process: proteolysis.
AGCCGCUGGCUGGCGCUGUGCAUGGACCGCCCUGCAGGCGCACGGGCCAGGGCCCCGAUGCCAGCCUCGCUCAGUGUCCGCAUCUGUCUGCUCCUUGGGCUCGUGGGACUCAGCCACGCGGCCACAGAGAAGAUCUACAAUGGCACGGAGUGUGUCCCUCACUCCCAGCCCUGGCAGGUGGGGCUGUUUGAGGGUGCCAACCUGCGCUGUGGGGGUGUCCUCAUUGACCGCAGGUGGGUUCUCACAGCUGCCCACUGCACUGGCAGCAGGUACUGGGUUCGCCUGGGGGAACACAGCCUCAGCCAGCUCGACUGGACCGAACAGAUCCGACGCAGCGGCUUCUCCCUGACCCAUCCCAGCUACCAGGGAGCGUCCCAGAGCUAUGACCAUGACAUCCGGCUGCUUCGUCUGGGCACCCCCGCCCGCCUGACCCGCAGUGUUCAGACCCUGCCCCUGGCCAGCAACUGUGCAGCUGCCGGCACUGAGUGCCACAUCUCAGGCUGGGGCACCACCAACCGGCCCUGGAGCCCAUUCCCUGAUCGGCUCCAGUGCCUCAACCUGUCCAUCGUCUCCAGAGACACCUGCCAGGCUGUGUUCCCGGGGAGAAUCACUGAGAAUAUGGUGUGUGCUGGAGGCAUUGCAGGGGCUGAUGCCUGCCAGGGAGACUCCGGGGGCCCCCUGGUGUGCGGGGGCGUCCUGCAGGGUCUGGUGUCCUGGGGCUCCGUGGGGCCUUGCGGCCAGAGCGGCAUCCCAGGAGUCUACACCAAUAUAUGUAAAUAUGUGGAUUGGAUCCGGACAGUCAUAAGCUGCUACCCCACACGUUGCUUCACAGCUGCUGAGGGGAGCUUGGAGGGCCGGAGCCGAGGGAGACCCAGACCAGAGCCAAGGAGCGGGGAAACAGGGGCGCCUCUGAACCGGGAAGUCGUCGGACCGAGGGCCCAAGUCCAAAGCACCUGGGGCUCCUCUCUCCAGGCCAUGAAGCUCGUGAGACUGUUCAUGCUUGCUCUGAUGACAGGGCAUGUGGGAGGAGAGACCAGGAUCAUCAAGGGGUACGAGUGCCGCCCCCAUUCGCAACCCUGGCAGGUGGCCCUGUUCCAGAAAACCCGGCUGCUGUGUGGGGCCACGCUCAUCGCCCCCCGAUGGCUCCUGACUGCCGCACACUGCCGCAAGCCCCAGUACUUGGUCCAUCUGGGAGAACAUAACCUCCAGCGACAGGAUGGCUGUGAGCAGAUGCGGACGGCCACGGAGUCCUUCCCGCACCCCGACUUCAACAACAGCCUCCCCAACAAAGACCACCGCAAUGACAUCAUGCUGGUGAAGAUGGCCACGCCUGCCCUCAUCACCCGGGCAGUGAAACCCCUCACCCUGUCAUCACGCUGUGUCGCGGCUGGCACCCGCUGCCUCAUCUCUGGCUGGGGCACCACGUCCAGCCCCCAGUUGCACCUGCCCCAUACCCUGCGCUGCGCCAACAUCACCAUCAUCGAGCAUAAGGAGUGUGAGAACGCCUACCCUGGCAACAUCACGGACACCAUGGUGUGUGCCAGCGUCCGGGAAGAGGGCAAAGACUCCUGCCAGGGCGACUCUGGAGGCCCUCUGGUCUGCAAUGGGUCUCUUCAAGGCAUUAUCUCCUGGGGCCAGGAUCCAUGCGCUGUUACCAAAAAGCCUGGCGUCUACACGAAAGUCUGCAAAUAUGUGGACUGGAUCCAUGAGACUAUGAACAGGAAUUAGCCGAGACCAGCCCAGCAGAGCAGGACACGCCUGAUUUUCCCCCACCCCAAACCCCCAUCUCCACCAGUCAGUGAAUAAUAAAGG